Molecule: messenger RNA, 915 nt
Organism: Perca fluviatilis (European perch)
Lineage: Eukaryota; Metazoa; Chordata; Actinopteri; Perciformes; Percidae
Exons: 5
Coding region: 10-738 (242 amino acids)
Source: RefSeq, a predicted model, not a curated record
ACAAGCACUAUGCUUUUUGAGGGCCAAGCUGAUCACCUCAUCCCUUCCACCUCCCAAGUGCUUGUGCAGAGUGACUUGUUCAAGAUGGCAGGGAGGAUGAUAGGUCACUCCUUUCUGCAUGGUGGUCCUCCACUGACAGGUGUCAGCCCAGCAAUUCUGCAUGUUUUGUUAGGUGGCUCCCGGGAGACAGCAACCAUCAUGCUGGAAGAUGUGGCAGACAUUGAUAUCCGCGAGACAAUAGAGCUGCUUGAGAGGAAAACGAGCAGUGAGCUGACAGAGGAUCAGAGGGCUGCUGUUAACCAGUUGGCAUUAUCUUGGGACCUUCCUGUGUUGACACAAGCCAACCAUGUCUGGCUUUUACAGUCUUCUACAGCAUGCGGUGUUAGGGCGAACCUCCCAACAAGUGAAACAGCUGAGGCAGGGACUGCAGGACACAAUGUUAUGGCCACUGUUGGAGGCCAGGCCAGAUGUGGUUCCAGUGGUGUUCCCUCGUCAGGCUAUGGCGAAAUGCAGUGCUCAGAUGGUUCUAGACAACAUCAUCUGGCCUGGAGAAGAGGAAAAGGAGGACGACGACAAUGGAUGCUCUGUUGCAAUCAGAUGCAAAAUGGCUGGCUACCUACGUCAGUUUGUGGAGACAGCAGUAGGAUUUCUGGAACCAUUCACCUGCAUGUUCGGUGCUGGCCUGAUGACGCUUACAACACACACGGAGAUGAGAAGGGUAUGUAUGGACUUGUCUAACUCUGGGGGUUACAGUGAAUAAGAAAGUCCCAAUAAGUCAGCAUGUUCCUUUUUAAAGCAAUGUUCAGAAAGUAGGGGGCAUCCAUUUUUGCUUUUCAUGAAAAACAAAUACACAUGGUAGUUGUCAUUUUGUUUUACUUUUAAUAACAAGAAUGUAUGCAUUUUAAUUAUGCAUUU